UAAAAUUUCAAGUAAAGAACAAUUAUACUUUGUUGGUCAUGCAAAUUUUUACGAAUCGAUUAUUGUAUAAUUAAUAGCUGGUUUAUUUUUUACUUACAAGAGUUCGAAUGUGUAAUAUGGUUUUGCAUUCAAACUUAUUUUAUUCUUGUUAAAAGUUCAUUCGUAAUAAUAAAAUAUUAGAACUAAUUAUAGUUAAGAUACUUUCAUUUUCAAUCAAUUAAAAAUACUCCAUAAAACGGUUACAAAUUAACAUGAAGGCUGAACUGAUAAAAUGAUAUAAGGAACAACACGUUAAACGCUUCAUGAUGAUUUUGUAAAAUCGAAGAGUGUAUCGAUUUAAAAGUACAACAUCGUAUUGUGUUUUCGUUGGUUCUCAGUGACAAUAAUGAGUUCAGAACUAAUUUUAGGUGUACGUUUAGAUCCUCAAACAUUCUCUACCAUUAAAUUAAACGAUAUUAAUUUCAAAACGAAAGUUGAAGAACUGAAAUACGAGACAGCUGGAAGAGUUAACCUAUCAAAAGAUUUAUUUGAAUUGAUUUACUGUGGGUGUGUUCUUGAAGAUGAUAUGACUCUAGAAUCAUAUGGUUUGAAAAAUGGCUCAAUGAUACAUGUUUUAAGAAAAAGAGAACCAGAACUGCCAUCGUUUCCUAAAUAUAUAUCAGAAGAUGCAAUUUUACAGCUAGUGUCUGCAUUUAAGUCUUUCAAAGAGAAUCCUGGACUUCGAAGUGCUUUAAAUCGCAUAGGUAAAAAACCAGAAGUUAUGGACAAUAUCAUCUCAUCUUCUCCUGGAUUGCAUGAAGAUACCGUAGCAAUUGCAAUUUUACAAGACCCUGAUUUGAUGUCAUAUUUCACAGAUGUAGAUACUGUCCGAAGAUUUGCAGAGGCACAUCCAGUCUUGGUGGAAGCUGCACAAAAUAUAGCUGCAGCUGUUCAUGCUGAAGCACAUAACAAUGUGACCCUUGGCUCCAAUUCUUCGUUGUCUAAUUCACAAUCUGCUGUUUAUUCUUAUACUUUAGACAAUUUAAGUGGCGAUGAAGAAAUGGCAGGAGAUUCUUCCCAAUCUUCAGAUUCUACACAAACACCAAAUUUAUCUUCUAAUCCAACAAAUUCUACGGUGACUGUUGCACAACUUGCAGUAGCAGUUUCUAGAGCAAGAGCUGGAAGUUUUCCACUCUCCAAUUCUCCUUCUUCCACUUCAGCUGGCAGCACGAAUUCUGGAAUAAUAACUACAGAAAUGUUUACACAAGCUAUGCAACAAGUUCAUUCACCAUCCGUUUUACCACGUUCUUCGGAUUUACGACGAAUGUUAGCGCAAAUGCAUGAAUUAGGACUCCAAAACGAUACAUUGAAUCUUCGAGCAUUACAUCUUACAAAUCAUGAUGUAAUAGCGGCGAUUGAACUUGUGUUCAGCGGAUUUAGCAAUAAUUAAGUUUAUAAAAUUAAAAUUUCUAGUGCUCUCAUUUGAACGUUACACACAAAAUAUAAUUGCAUGUAUCUACUUUUUAUGCAUCUUUUAAACGCGAAUCUUUUAUGCGAUUUAAAAAAUGAAAAUUUUUUUAAUUUCAAAAGAUCUUCAAUUAUUGUUAUUUCUUUGAUUUUGAAACAAUUUUAGAGUAACUGUUGGAAAAAUCUAAAUAAGCAAUAAAAUUAUAAGAGGAAACUUUUGCGUUAAAGUAAGAAAAAAAGCGUUAUGAUCUGUUUAUAUACUUUUGAUAAUAUUGAAUAAUUAUAUUUUAUACAAUUUUGUUAAUGUAUAUAAAACCAAUAAAUAUAAAAUAUAAAAAGGUAACAAAAUUGAAUAAUUAGU
This is a messenger RNA of Heterotrigona itama, 1807 nucleotides long. NCBI's taxonomy places the organism in Eukaryota, Metazoa, Arthropoda, Insecta, Hymenoptera, Apidae. The record is from the annotation of a GenBank genome assembly.